AUGAACUAAGAUCAUGUGAGUUAACAUACUUAGAGCCAUACUCCUCAUAAUCAGGAACCUAACCCUUAGUUGUCAAGUAAUUAAUCAUUGCAUAUCAUGGUAGAAUAUUAAUAAAUAAAUUGAAGAACCCAGAACAAUUAUAACUAAUUUAAGAAAUUGAAGAAGAAUAAUAACAACCUCAAAAAUUACGUUCCCGAUUAAGUUUAGAUUCUGAUAGAGAUAGAGAGAGUGUUGGAAAUUAAUGGAUAAAAUAACGACCUGGUAGUUCUAGUCCUUCAGAUUAAAAAACUGUGAAAAAUAUAACUAAUAAAAGUGGAAGUUAAGCUUUAAUUAGUGGUAAUGGGCGUUCAAGUAAAACUCCACAAGAUUUCUAAGAAGAAAUCAUUCCAUAAGUUAGAAGUAUCCUAAAAUAAGGCACAUAUAUAAGUCAUUCAUCAUAGCCUAGAAGUAGAUGUUUAAGACCUAGUAGAUUAUAAAGGUAUAAGAUUGUUUUGUGAUUUGAUAGUUUACAUAGUUUACCAUAAUCAAUUAGAAAGAAUAGAGUAUAUCCUGAAGAAUAAAGAGAUAAUAUUGGUUCAAAUUAGAAUGAUUCUUUAUCUGAAGAUUCAUUUUUUGAAGAAACUGAACAGAACGAUUUGGGAGAUGAAACAAGGUAUAGAUUUGAUAAAAGGUAUUAAAGUUAAUAUAAAAUUCAGAUAUGCUCAUCUUAAAUAUAUAAUAUAUCCAGAUGAUCCAACAAAAUUAUGUUGGGAUAUUUUAAUUAUUAUUGCAUUAAUGUAUAUAUGUAUCAUUGUACCAUAUGAUAUAUCAUUCAAAGAAGAAGGUUAAGAAGAAACCACUGCUUAAUUUAUUUUAGGAUUAGUCUUAGAUUUACUCUAUGGAAUAGAUAUAAUAAUAAACUUUAUGAGUGCAUAUGUUGAUGAUUAAGAUGAAUUAAUAGUUGACAAAACAACUAUUAUUCAACAUUAUUUAAAAAGUUGGUUUGUUUUGGAUUUAAUUUGUGUUGUUCCUCUAGAUUAUAUACUUGAAAAUAAUGAAACUUCAAGUUACUAAAAAUUUGCUAAGAUUCCUAAAGCUUAUAAAAUGUUUAAAUUAGUUAAAAUGUCAAGAUUAUUAAAAUUCUGUGUUUAGAAAAAAAAGUUUGGAGAAAUGAUUACUUCAUUUUCUAAUAUUAGUGUAAUAAUUUUAUAAAUUAUUAUAGUAAAAUAUCAGAGUGAUGAUAAUUUCAUUAUUUUCUGUAAUAUUAGUUAGUCAUAUGUUUUCUUGUUUUUGGUAUUUCAUAGGAACUGUUUCAUCUGAAUCAGAAACUUGGAUUACUCAUUUUAUAGGCAAUCAUACAAAUUUUGAAAGAUACAUAAUGAGUCUCUAUUGGGUAUUUUAAACAAUGGCCACUACUGGUUAUGGUGAUAUAUCAGCAACAAAUAGCACAGAAUAAAUGAUUGCAAUAUUCAUUAUGAUUAUAGGAGUUGUUUUCUUCUCUGUUACUAUUGGUUCUGUUAGUUCAUUACUUACCUAAUUAGAUAGUUAAAAUCUUAAAUAUAAAGAAAAGAUUGACACACUUAAUGAAAUUACAAAAAACUACAAAAUUGAUAAUGCACUUUAUUCAAAAAUCUGCAAAGUAUUAAAACAAGGUUACAAAAAUAACUAAAAUGAAGUUGUAGAAUUUCUUAAUCUAUUACCAUAAAAUUUAAGAACAGAAUUAUCUCAAGCAAUGUAUAAAAAUGUAUUUCUUGGAAUUGAUCUUUUUAAAUAAAAACCAUUAAGAUUUACUGCGUAUAUUGGGCCUUUAUUGACUAUUCUUAGAAUACCAGAAGGAGAUGUAAUNAGAGAUAAUAUUGGUUCAAAUUAGAAUGAUUCUUUAUCUGAAGAUUCAUUUUUUGAAGAAACUGAACAGAACGAUUUGGGAGAUGAAACAAGGUAUAGAUUUGAUAAAAGGUAUUAAAGUUAAUAUAAAAUUCAGAUAUGCUCAUCUUAAAUAUAUAAUAUAUCCAGAUGAUCCAACAAAAUUAUGUUGGGAUAUUUUAAUUAUUAUUGCAUUAAUGUAUAUAUGUAUCAUUGUACCAUAUGAUAUAUCAUUCAAAGAAGAAGGUUAAGAAGAAACCACUGCUUAAUUUAUUUUAGGAUUAGUCUUAGAUUUACUCUAUGGAAUAGAUAUAAUAAUAAACUUUAUGAGUGCAUAUGUUGAUGAUUAAGAUGAAUUAAUAGUUGACAAAACAACUAUUAUUCAACAUUAUUUAAAAAGUUGGUUUGUUUUGGAUUUAAUUUGUGUUGUUCCUCUAGAUUAUAUACUUGAAAAUAAUGAAACUUCAAGUUACUAAAAAUUUGCUAAGAUUCCUAAAGCUUAUAAAAUGUUUAAAUUAGUUAAAAUGUCAAGAUUAUUAAAAUUCUGUGUUUAGAAAAAAAAGUUUGGAGAAAUGAUUACUUCAUUUUCUAAUAUUAGUGUAAUAAUUUUAUAAAUUAUUAUAGUAAAAUAUCAGAGUGAUGAUAAUUUCAUUAUUUUCUGUAAUAUUAGUUAGUCAUAUGUUUUCUUGUUUUUGGUAUUUCAUAGGAACUGUUUCAUCUGAAUCAGAAACUUGGAUUACUCAUUUUAUAGGCAAUCAUACAAAUUUUGAAAGAUACAUAAUGAGUCUCUAUUGGGUAUUUUAAACAAUGGCCACUACUGGUUAUGGUGAUAUAUCAGCAACAAAUAGCACAGAAUAAAUGAUUGCAAUAUUCAUUAUGAUUAUAGGAGUUGUUUUCUUCUCUGUUACUAUUGGUUCUGUUAGUUCAUUACUUACCUAAUUAGAUAGUUAAAAUCUUAAAUAUAAAGAAAAGAUUGACACACUUAAUGAAAUUACAAAAAACUACAAAAUUGAUAAUGCACUUUAUUCAAAAAUCUGCAAAGUAUUAAAACAAGGUUACAAAAAUAACUAAAAUGAAGUUGUAGAAUUUCUUAAUCUAUUACCAUAAAAUUUAAGAACAGAAUUAUCUCAAGCAAUGUAUAAAAAUGUAUUUCUUGGAAUUGAUCUUUUUAAAUAAAAACCAUUAAGAUUUACUGCGUAUAUUGGGCCUUUAUUGACUAUUCUUAGAAUACCAGAAGGAGAUGUAAUAUACAAUGAAGGGGAUUAUGCAAGUGAAAUUUAUUUCAUAAGAGAAGGGAGUAUUUCCUUAUGUAUUAAAGAAUGUGAUUAUCAUCCUUUUGUUACCAUUGAUGCAGGAUAAUAUUUUGGAGAAAUUGAAUUAAUUAAAGAAACUUAGAGAAAAUAUACAGCCAUUGCAUAAAAAUAAUCUGAAUUACUUGCAUUAUCUAAAUCACAUUUUUUUAAGAUUUUUUUUUCUGAAUUUCGAGAAAUUGGAGAAGAAUUACAUGAAGAUGCCAGAAGAAAAAAAAGAGAUUAUGAAGAUAAAUACACUAAAACUAAGGCUUAUCUAUAAGGAUUAGAAUAAAAAGCUGAAUAAUAGAUAAUUGAAGCUAAUAAUUAACCAAAACCAAAAUUAGGUUUAGAAAAAUUUAAAUUAAAUUUAAUAUUUUAAACUUAAACUAAAAAAGGAUUCUUAGAUAAAGCAAUCAAAGAUGCUGAAUAAUUAGCAUCAAGUGAAUUGAAGAGAAGAAUGACUCGAUUAAAAACUGUUUUACUAUAAAAAGGAAUUAUAAAUAAAUUUGAUGAAAAUAGUCCUACUAAAAUAUCUCCAAAUAUUAUUAAACGUAAUACUCUUAAUAGUGAACAUAUACCAAGAAAAAUAGAGAAAAAAAAUACAUUUUUACCUUUGAAUGUAUUUUUAUAAGCUUAAUAAUUAAGCUCAGAAGAAGAAAAACCACCUAAGAAUAAUUAAUAAUAGGAAUAAAAUGCAUUAAGGUUUCCUAAAAAAGCUAUGACUGCAUUUGUUUAAAUAGAACAAAAUUAAUAAUAGGAAGAAUUUAUAAAAUCUCAAGAUGGCAUGAAUAAUUCUUAACAUCCUUCAUCAUAUAACACGAACAUUUAAUUUUUGAAAAAAAGAAAAAAACAAUUAUAUCUUUGA
Molecule: messenger RNA, 3999 nt
Organism: Paramecium sonneborni
Lineage: Eukaryota; Ciliophora; Oligohymenophorea; Peniculida; Parameciidae
Source: the annotation of a GenBank genome assembly